UGGUGUCGCAUUAGGCCUGUCUGUCAUCUUCUUCACCAUCCCCUGUCGAGUUGGUAGUACAGAGGCAAUCUGAAGUAGGAAGCCAUGAAUAUGAAGCACGUCGAGGAUCAGAUGGCACUCCUUUCUAGCUUGUACCCUGUCAUGAGUCCACCCUUUCCAGAAGGUGCCCCCAACCCACACACCAUCUUAGCAGAGUCGACUGUAUCAGGGGAUAUGGACCCUUUCUGGCUCAUCAGCAGCGUCGAGUGUCCGGCGGACGAGCCCAAGCCCAGGCGUCGAAGGAACAAGAAGGCCAAGUCCGACGCCACGGCAGAGAUGAAGAAGCGCAGGCUCAGCGCAGAGCAAGUCAAUUUCCUGGAGAAGAACUUCGACAACGAGCACAAGUUGCAGUCUGAGAGGAAGCUUCGGCUCGCCAUGGAGAUCGGCCUCGACCCCCGUCAGGUCGCCGUCUGGUUUCAGAACCGGCGAGCCCGCUGGAAGAGCAAGCAGCUGGAGGAAGAGUACCAGAGGCUCAAGUCCUUGUAUGAAAAUGCCAACUCAGAGAAGAGCAAGCUCGAAUCGGAGGUCGCCAAACUCAGAGAGAUGCUGACAGAAGCUGAGAAGGAGAUUUCUAGGCUCUCAGAGAAGAGCUGCAGCCCAAGCUCAUCAUUCUCCAUGGACGCGCCGCAGGCGUUUCCGGCAGACUUUGAGGUUGACCAGCAGGAGCACUUCAUGUACACGCCGGAGGACGUCAGCAUCUAUUCUAUGGAUUGGAACAAUUUCUAUCCCAAUCUCCUGUAAUUGCUAUAUAUUUGUGUAGAAUUUUAACCCUCUAGUAGAUUUUUAACCCCCAUGUAAGAUUAACCACUGGUAUGUAGAUUUCCUAAGAUGAUGAUUAAUGUAAUUGUGGAUUAUUUUCUUC
This is a messenger RNA of Nymphaea colorata (pocket water lily), 901 nucleotides long. RefSeq names its product homeobox-leucine zipper protein ATHB-40-like. The transcript has 2 exons. Gene Ontology annotation, biological process: positive regulation of DNA-templated transcription. The coding region runs from base 85 to 780 and encodes 231 amino acids. Gene Ontology annotation, molecular function: DNA-binding transcription factor activity, RNA polymerase II-specific; sequence-specific DNA binding. Gene Ontology annotation, cellular component: nucleus. The record is from RefSeq and is a predicted model, not a curated record. Lineage: Eukaryota; Viridiplantae; Streptophyta; Magnoliopsida; Nymphaeales; Nymphaeaceae.